AUGGCCUCUCCUGUGGACCAAGCAUGGAGGUUUGCCCAGCGCACUGAGAAGGAACUCCUGGCGAAGCUGGCCGAGAAAGACCCCGACUUCGCAGAUAUUGAUCAGUUGACUCCGCAAUACCGUACCGCAUGUCAGAGCGUUAUCUUUCUCGAUUUUGAAUUUGCAACGAAUAAGCAAAUUGAAGGCAGGCUCUGGGAUGUACACGGUAAAAUAAACAAUCGUUUUCGCAAAUUCCUCAGCCGCUUCCGAACCGAUGAAGGGAAGAAGAAGCCUGUGGAAAAGCGUAAGACGGCAAAACGCUAUCUCGACUUUAUCAAGGAGAGCCAGCGCUUUUACAGAGGAUAUAUUCAGCAGCUUGCCACCCGUUUCGGAGGUAUCCCCGAGCUUGUGCAUGUGGCGCGCAAGUUUAACCUUGAAGGUCACGCGGGUGAUGGAUCUCACGCAACGGACCGAGUGAGACAUUUGGUGCUUUUGUCCUGUCAUCAGACUCUUGUGCGUCUCGGCGAUCUAUCAAGGUACAGAGAGACCGAGCUGGUUUCCAAAGAUCGCAACUGGGGUCCAGCUAUUGGCUACUACGACUUGGCAGGUGCAAUCUAUCCGGCCUCUGGAGCACCGCACAAUCAACUGGCCGUCAUUGCGCUCACUGAUGGAAAUCAUCUCCGCGUCGUCUACCACCUUUAUCGAGCAUUGACAGUUGAGGAGCCUUUUCCGACCGCCAAAGCAAAUCUCGAGAUUGAAUUUAAGAAGAUUCUGACCGCGUGGAGCAAGGGUGAACUCGUUGUAAAUACACCAGCACACAAUGCCAAUUCUGCACGGCAGACGCUCUUGACAUGGUUUGUUCGUCUCCAUGCAAAAUGUUACAAUGGCGUCGACUUUUCCGAGCAUGAUGAGCUCGAAAACGAAGUCCUUAGCCAAUUGGCGGUUGACUUGAAGGAGCGAUCGCUAGAGGGCGCACUUCAAAGGUUUUCGCUCAUCAAUAUUGCAGCAGAAUAUUUUGCUGGUGUACGCAUUCGAGAUGACACCAAGUCCAAUGAGAGUCUACAGGCUCUGCUCUUCUUUUUACGACUCAACGUGAAGACAUUUUUUACCUUGCUUCGAGUGCUUGAGCCAGAGCUGGAAAGAUUUAUCAGCAAUGACAAUGACGACAAUCGUGGUCAUAUCAGUGGUUCCGACAGGGUGACAGCUGUGACACGGCGCAUCCUUCCUGGCUUGAGACAUUACAGCUCUUGGCUUCGAAUCAACGCACCGAUCCUGGUUGCACAGAGUCCUGAUUCCCCCUUGGGGAUCCAAAUAAAAGAGAUGUGGAAAAUAUACGCCACGAGUCUUACCUUACUUGCCGGCACCUUUCCGGUCUCCGAACUCCCUAAUGUUGAGUACCUGUUGGAGGAAGAUGAAGAUACCGUCGGCUUUACUCCUUUCUUCUCCGAACGAGUUAGGAAGAGGUAUUACAAUGCGCAAAAUAAGAAGCCGACCAUGCACGACACUGGCGUUGAACGUUACCACCCCAAUUUAGAAAUGCUUGCACGGGUUCGAGAUCUACUGAUUGAUGGCUUGGAGCUCCAACUUGAAGAUUCAAUUCCGCUCGCGCUUGUAGAAGGCGGAAGAUUCAUUUAUCAGGAAGAGGGUAUUCCUUCAGAGGCUCUUGCCAGUCCCCGAGAAAAGCAAGCAACGCCCCCUGUCAUUCCUCUCGAUUUCCCGGAAAUUGAGCAACCGGACGGGCACAAGCUUACCACGGAUGAGGAAGAGAGCGCCGGUCUCGCGGCGAAUGAAGAAGUCGAUCCUUCUGAAUCAGCUGCCUCCAUAUCCAUGAGUACUGACAUGAACCGGAUGGUUGAUUCACUCGUCGGACCUGACCCUACUGACUCGCCUACGAACGUAUCCUCCCAUAAUCCGAGCUCACAAAACCUCUACUCCAAAAGCCACGACGCUUUCCACCAAACCGCUGGCCCCCCAACCCCGCCAGCUCAUGCCUUUCCAGAAUAUCACCAACACCCGGACGAAUCCACCACUCCAUUCGGAAAGGCUGGUCCGCUGACGGCUCGUGAGCUUGUUCAAAUGGUUCAGGCUUACUCACCGCAAUCGUCGCAGCCGCCGCAUCCUCCUCCUGGGCUUGGUACUCCUAGAGCAUCCGUGUCGAGUUACUGGCCCACCACGCCAUUGACUGCGCACCCCUCCACCGCCCCGUCACCCCAACGCCAAUUCCCCGUGCAAGGAGCAGGAUAUCAAUUUCCGCCGUGGCAGUCACAGCCUCUCCCGCGACCUUCGAGUAACGGCAUAAUGUCUAGUCCGACUAGUAUUUGGCAAAUGGACCGAUCCCAAACCCCUGCGCCGCGUCCUGGAUCGUCGGUCGCCCAUCCUAAUGGGGUUGCCACAGGACUCGGAGUUGGCAGGGACGGUGUGGGAAUCGGCAAUGGCGCAUUUUCUGGGAUGAGCGCUUUGGAUAACUUUGGCGGACGAGCCAGUAAUGCGCUUACCAGCCCUCUCUCUUUUGGCUCUGGCCAGUGGACUGUUCCCGGCCCCUUUGAGCAUGGCAUUCCGACGCCUAAUAUGGGAUUCACGCCCCCGCAUGGCCCUCGCAGUGGACAUGGAGCGGGUUGA
This is a messenger RNA of Xylona heveae TC161, 2598 nucleotides long. RefSeq lists its product as hypothetical. Bases 1 to 2598 code for a protein of 865 amino acids. The transcript is spliced from 6 exons. Gene Ontology annotation, molecular function: protein binding; telomerase RNA binding; telomeric repeat DNA binding. The record is from RefSeq and is a predicted model, not a curated record. Gene Ontology annotation, cellular component: telomerase holoenzyme complex. Gene Ontology annotation, biological process: nuclear-transcribed mRNA catabolic process, nonsense-mediated decay. Lineage: Eukaryota; Fungi; Ascomycota; Xylonomycetes; Xylonales; Xylonaceae.